This is a messenger RNA of Entelurus aequoreus (snake pipefish), 654 nucleotides long. RefSeq names its product cytosolic sulfotransferase 1-like. Bases 1 to 654 code for a protein of 217 amino acids. Lineage: Eukaryota; Metazoa; Chordata; Actinopteri; Syngnathiformes; Syngnathidae. Gene Ontology annotation, molecular function: sulfotransferase activity. The record is from RefSeq and is a predicted model, not a curated record. The transcript has 6 exons. Gene Ontology annotation, cellular component: cytoplasm. Gene Ontology annotation, biological process: sulfation.
AUGCUUCCAUCAGUCUACCCCAGGGCAGCUGUGGCUACAGGAAAAGACCUGGCAGACCGACUCACUGUCACUCCUCGUCUCAUUAAAACUCAUCUGCCAGUCCAACUUCUCCCAGAGACAUUUUGGGAGAACAACUGUCGGGCAGUCUACGUGGCUCGUAACCCAAAGGAUGUCGCCGUGUCCCACUUCCACUUUAGCCGCAUGAACAGCAUCCACCCUGCCCCAGGAGACUGGGAUGGCUUUCUACAAAGAUUCAUGGAGGGAAAGAUGGUUUAUGGACCCUGGCAUGAGCAUGUGGUCGGCUGGUGGGAGAAAAAACAAACAUAUCCAAAGCUUCAUUAUAUGUUCUAUGAAGAUCUAAGUGAGAACGUGGGACAAGAGAUCGACAAACUGUGCAGUUUCAUCGGCUUGUCUCUCUCAGCCGAGGAGAAGGAGGCCAUCGUGACUGCUGUGAAAUUUGACAAUAUGAAAAAUAACAAACUGACCAACUUUACCAAUGCUCCCUUGAUGAAUCUGAAGGUGUCUCCUUUCAUGAGAAAAGGGAAAGUUGGUGACUGGAAGAAUCAUUUCACCGUGGCCCAGAACGAGCAGUGUGAUGAAUACUACAACCAGAAAAUUAGAGAUCCGGCGCUGCAAUUCCGCACCCACGUUUAG